UCUGUAUCGUAAUAUGUUUUUGCGCUUCCUCGAUUAUUGAACAUUGAAAUUCUCUUGUGUAUGGUUUCGCCGAUUUUUUUUCCAUUUAUUUAAAAGACGAUUUAUUUCUUUCGUGAUGUUGGAGCGGUUCCGGGAAACGUUUUCUUCGAAACAUGCGUUGAAAUAUAAUCGUGCGGUAUUCCCCACACCAUGAUUGCACAAACAGGAUAGUUAAGCUGACGUACAAAUUGAAGAAAAAUAAAAAAUGAACCGAACCGAGUGAAGAUUCGUCGGGAAAGGUUAUCCGAUUCUUGAUAACCGUGGAUCAAGAGAAAAAAAAUGGAACAAAAAUACAUUUUUAAUCAAUCUUCAUCCGCGCGCAUCAUCAUAAUUAGUUGAGAACAUAGUUGCCACGGAGUAUGCGCUGAUUGUGAGAAGCUAAAAACAUUUCUGACAAGUAUCGCAAUAAGAAAAAUAGAUAAGUGUAUAGCGUGGCCGAAAAACCGGUUGGAGCUCGAAUGUAAACGAUGACCUUGAAUGUAUCAGGCAGAUUUGCCAGUAUAAAAAACGAUGCUCCGAGGCUCUUUAAUUAUACGGUGCUUUGUUAUCACAUACGGACGGUUCGGCUUUUUUUCUAAGCGAGAAAGAAAAACACAGAAAACAAUUAUUUUUUCAUCUCUAGCCCUUAGCGGAAUCACAAAUUCGAAAAGUCUAACGGUAGAUCGUAGCAGGCAAACAUCCAAUUGCGGAUCUUUGAGCUUUCGUUGUGCCAACGGCGAGUGCAUAGCGGGUCAUUUGCUGUGCGAUGGACGAGCGGAUUGCAGCGACGGGUCCGACGAGACACGCCAAGAAUGCAGUAGGCCUGAAAUUGUUUGCCCGGAGUUUGCAUUUCGCUGUGAUUACGGAGGUUGCGUAGACGGUGACGCGAUUUGUAACGGAAUCGACGAUUGCGUCGAUAAGAGCGACGAACUUCUUCCGAGAUGUAACAAUUCGGCCAGUAGCGCGACCUGCACUAGCCGUGAAUUCAGAUGCAACAAUGGUCAAUGCAUUGCGAGCAGCGCGAUGUGCGAUGGUACUACCGAUUGUAGCGAUCGUUCCGAUGAGACAAGUGUUGUGUGCGGUGGGAUUAACUGUCCUCGGUGGACAUUUCGUUGCAACUACGGUGCCUGCAUCGAUAGUAAUUUAAAGUGCAAUGGAGUAAGAAAUUGUGCGGAUGGUUCGGACGAAGAUCGCAUUCUAUGUCGAUCGUCGAAUAAUGGAGGGACCGAUGAUUCGAACGAGAGACCAACAGGAUUCAGUUCUAGGCCAACGACCACCGAGCCUCCGAGGCGAACAAGACCACCGUGCAGACUUCCAUCCCAACCGAACAACGGUCGUUGGCGAUUACACAAAUCGCAAUGUCAGAACGAUCAACAUUGCGACCCUCGAAGCAACACUUAUGAACUUGAUCCUGGCACUUAUCUUAUUUACACUUGCAAUGAAGGCUACAAAAUCAAUGGCACUGGCGACGUAUUUUGUGGCCCUGAGGGAAAGUGGUCGAAUGAACCCGAGUGUGUUGAAAUUCGUUGCAAACCCUUGAGUACGGCUUCAACGGAGGCCGAUUGUAGGUAUAACGACGAAUGGAUAUCUUGUGAAUCUCCGGUACCUCUGAAAACAACGGCGAUUGUAUCAUGUCGGAAUAGCUAUCGUUCAGAUUCGACGAUACUAUCGUCGCAGCGUAAGAACGUGAAAUGCAACGCACGAGGUCAAUGGGAACCAGAGCCCAUAAGAUGUUCCCCAGAGUGCGGCCAAAUACCCAUGAGGAGUAAACCAUUGAUCGUGAAUGGCGAGCUACCAAAAAUUUCCGAAUUUCCUUGGCACGCAACCCUCUACAGAUCCGACACUCCUAAUGGACAUAAAAGCUUCAUAUGCGGUGCAACGAUUAUUCAAAGUGAUCUGUUGAUCACUGCAGCUCAUUGCGUCUUCGAUGAAUCCACCAAACAAGUUGAAGAUGCUGACAAAUUCGCUAUCGCUACGGGAAAUAUAUUCCAGGAGUUCAACACUUCUUUGCACAAUCCAAAUAUUGUGAAAAAGGCCAAAGUAAAAAGAAUUUUCGUGAACUGUAAUUACUUGGGUCUCGAAGGAAAUUUCGCUCGUGACAUUGCGAUUCUACACAUCGAUCGACCAUUCAUUUUUUCGUCAAUCCUCAUGCCUGCCUGUCUCGAUGUCUCCGCUUUUAGCGAUCAAUCAGUACUCGAAGUUGGAAAUUAUGGCAAAGUUGCUGGAUUCGGUAAAACCGCACUGGGGAACUCAAGUCAAGUUUUACAAAGCCUCAAUGUACCAUACAUAUCACUCAAUGAGUGCAAAGCCUCCAGUAGCGAUCGCGAUAAUGAAAAGUUUAUUACUAUCGACAAAUUUUGUGCUGGAUAUAGAAAUGGCUCAUCAGUUUGUGAUGGAGACAGUGGCGGUGGGCUGGUCUUCAAAACCGGUGGUCUCUGGUAUUUACGAGGUCUUGUGAGUAUUGGACUGGGUGCGACGGUUUCAGGUGGCACGAGAAGCUGUGAUAGCCACGCGUAUUCGCUUUACACUAAGAUAUCCAGUCACAUUGAAUGGAUUCAGGAUGUAAUACUGAAGCUGGAAAUGUACAACACGUUUCCCUCGUGUCCAGUAAAGUCGAGAAGUCGUGAAUCUUCAAAAUAAUUUAAUUUUAUCAAAUGAAAAUAAAUACAGGUGUCAUACUUUAA
Venturia canescens is the source of this 2702-nucleotide messenger RNA. RefSeq names its product modular serine protease-like. NCBI's taxonomy places the organism in Eukaryota, Metazoa, Arthropoda, Insecta, Hymenoptera, Ichneumonidae. Gene Ontology annotation, biological process: proteolysis. Gene Ontology annotation, molecular function: protein binding; serine-type endopeptidase activity. The record is from RefSeq and is a predicted model, not a curated record. The transcript has 7 exons. The coding region runs from base 550 to 2658 and encodes 702 amino acids.